Staurois parvus is the source of this 399-nucleotide messenger RNA. Lineage: Eukaryota; Metazoa; Chordata; Amphibia; Anura; Ranidae. The record is from the annotation of a GenBank genome assembly.
CUUCAGUCUUGCACAGGUGUACCGGCUCCUCCCCUUCAGUCUUGCACAGGUGUACAGGCUCCUCCCCUUCAGUCUUGCACAGGUGUACCGGCUCCUCCCCUUCAGUCUUGCACAGGUGUACCGGCUCCUCCCCUUCAGUCUUGCACAGGUGUACCGGCUCCUCCCCUUCAGUCUUGCACAGGCGUACCGGCUCCUCUCCUUCAGUCUUGCACAGGUGUACCGGCUCCUCCUCUUCACCUGACUGUCCCUAAUCCACCACUUUCAUUUGUUGUACUUCAGUUCCUUCAAACACGGAGGGCCAGCAUCCCAAGUGGGCAUUACCCAGGGAGAUCUAUCUGCACAUGCAGCCUGCCUAGGAACGCCCACUCCUCCAGACUGACACCCACCCAUCAAGGCAUU